This is a messenger RNA of Gasterosteus aculeatus aculeatus (three-spined stickleback), 7022 nucleotides long. Lineage: Eukaryota; Metazoa; Chordata; Actinopteri; Perciformes; Gasterosteidae. The record is from RefSeq and is a predicted model, not a curated record.
CCACCUUAAUUAACUGAGGUCACGUGAGAAUCCAAGUGGGAAUCUGUGGUCCAGCCGACCGCCAUCUGCUGCUCAUCGACGACUGUGGCUGUGGACGUUAGUCUGGAAGGAGAAUAACGAGGAGAAUAAAGGAUUUAGAGUAUUUUCAUCUGCACAGAAGCGCACGAGACCAGGCCCAGAUGACAUGUUGGAUUUGUUCCCGCCUGCGGCCUCCGGGCUCUAACGAGGCGAGACGUGGACGGACAAAGGAUCAAUUAGAGCUGCGGGGUGUCCGAGCAGCGGACGGUGGACCCUGAACGCCCCCCUAUUGUCCCGUCCACAGGAAACAGAGAAAUAAAGACAAUGUGAUUUGUUUCUGCUGAGCUGCACUCCAAAAGGCCUCGCAGUGACAGGGAGGUUCCUCUUUUCCUCUUUUCUUUAAAAGCGCUCGAUGACGUCUUCAAAGCGUCGGCAGAUGUGUCUCUACAUGUCCCCCCCACACACACACACACUCCCCCCUUUCAUCGGGCUGUUUCUGGUCAAACUUCAUAAACAUCAUGUAGCAUGAUUAACGUUUGAUGUGCAGACGACAUGCUAACAGAGGAAGAAGUAAAUAAUCCAUACUAUAUACCAUAAACCAGCUUCGUAUAACAGCUCUGACACGUAAUAUAUAUAUAAAAUAAAAUAUAUUGUGGUGUGAAAAGAGGAGAGAAAAUAGAUUCUUCCUGACUGUUUUCUCCAUCCAACCAGAAAUAUUCAAUUGUGCUUCUUUAAAUUGCACGGUAAUGUGAAACAUGCUAAUCUGCGUGACGUGAGAAUGAAGAGACUGAAGUAGUUAUGAACCUCCAGUUCAGAGACACGUAGUUCACGUCUUCCUAAAAACGUCUUUUUAACAGCUGAGAACGUUUUAAAGCAGAAUCAGAAGCCGCCGCUGUGAACAUGUGGCGCCGCAUUAGAACACAAACACAUCAAACUGAACCUCUCAGCUCAGAAAAACACGCAAAAAACCAAGCGGCUUCCUCACAUUCAGAGUCUGAUGCCGUUGUGAUGUUAGCGUGACGUUUCAAAAUCAAAGUUUGUCUUACCUCCGUGAUGAACACUCGCCAGCUGCCAGACUGAGGCGAGCAGGGAGAGUCCGUACUGACCCCAACACCCAACACACACACACACACACACACACACACACGCACACACACACACACACACACACAAACACUCCUCCCUGCCCCCCCCGCCCAAACACCCCACCCUGGUCAGUCUGCUCUCACUGGGAUCUGGGUUUGAAGAUGUCUACCUCUCUUUUAUCAGGAUUUAUCUUCAUAAAAUACGUUGGAUUUUAAUGCAGAACUCUUUAGUUUGUCUCAUUAUCUAACUAUUUUAUCUUUAGCAAUAUAUAACAAUUGUUAAUUCAACCAGACUUUUAAAAAACUGAAGUCAUGAAUACCUUCACAGCACAAAUAUAUUUAUUGACCAUAUCAUUUUCUGCAUAUUUAAAAUAACAUUAUCCUAAACUUUAAUAAUUCCAUGCAUUAGGGUGUAAACAUGUUAUUCAAGAUUUUGGUUGUAGAUUCUAAAUCCCUUUUUUUGGUAUACAAAUUGUAUUCCCUGACACCAGGUAGCAAAAGCACCCUUUAUCCCUCCUAAGAUGUGUGAAACAAAUGCAAAUAUGUAGAAAUUAGCUCACUUUCAGUUCCUCUAAAUGUUCUUUUAUCUCUGUAAUUCAGUUUCCUUGUUUUAAUACUACGAAUGAUCUUCAGCUCAAACACACGUUCCUUCUCAGCUGCGGGUGAAUGAAGAAACAUUUUGCACUUGUUAGUAGCUGGUGGGUUGUUAACCGAUCCAGUCAGCCAUUAACCGCUCUCUCUCUUCUGGGAGCCUUGAUGUCGUGCGCUUGUCUUAUCGGACAGCCGUCGGCCUUCCCACCUUCGAAUGCCUGACGUGUAACAGCUGACGUCUUCCCAGCGUGGAAAACGCACGGCGGGUCACUACAACGAUUCACAGCAUAUCAUAGUGGAUUGAGAUGUAUAGAAAUAGAAUGUGUUUAUUAAGUACAUUGUUUAAACUAGUUCAUGAUGAUUAGUCCCUCGGGUUUUUAUUACUUCUGCUUCUGUUUCUGGUCUGAAAUGUGAAGCCAACGAGGAAGUGAAUUAAAUUCUUUCUAAUAAACACCAAGGGGCGACUCUUGCUAUGAAGAAGUUUGAGUGUGUAAAAUGGUAAAAUGCCUUUUGAUACAUUCCGUCAGUUAAACAUGAGUUUAUAGUCCCGAUCUCUAGUUUUGAGACAAUACAGCAUGAGUUCCAUUUGAUAAAUGAUGGCCGAUUUAGCGUGAAAUAGACUAUAAAGCAGGAUUGGCCGCUGCUUGGCUUUGCACAGGAACCCAUCGACCAUAUUCUCAUUGAAUUGGGGCUUGAUUGGUCACGUAUCAUGUCAAUAUUCACCAAAUAUCUUAGAUUGAUAGAUCCAGAACUGAGUUCUCUAGUUUGAAGCGAACAUGACGGGCGUUCGGUUACAUAAAGCAGACCCUCAGAAGUGGAACAACAGCCAGCUGAGAUGAUUCCUGCGAAUUACUGUGACCACCAGCCUGACCUGAUUGGUCGAGGCUGGUAACAGACAAACAAACAUUUAGGGUCAUGACCCAAAAACACAGAAGUCACAGUGAUCAUACUUAAUGAGAAAAUAUCCAUAUUUUAGUCGAGAAAUGUCGUGACCAAAUGAAUCUUCCCGCUUUCAGCACCUUGGGACCUUUGUCGGGGCGUUGAGCCCAGAUGAUCUCCUGGAGUGAGGCGCUCACAGAUGUAGUUUUAAACCUCCUGAAGCCUUCGCAGCCCCACCGGGGCCGUUCCACACUUCCUGUUAGGGGAAACCUUCUCUGCGCAGUGAAAGUGUGCCGAUCAGCCGCGGGUGUGACCGCACGUGGUCGGUGACGUCCAACCAUAAAACCGUUGUGUGCAUACGCUGCUUUCCAUAACUCGUGUGCGUCCAGAAGGGAACCAGCACACCAACAGUCAGGUAGAGACACAACGGCUGCAUGGCUGACUUCUAAGUUACCAACUGGAUCGAGUCUGGACAGGGAGCCACGAUGCUAAAAGUGGCCCUCUUGAACACCCUGGAUGAACUUGGAAAAAAAGACUUGGAGCGCUUCAAGUGGUUCCUGAAGGACGAACGCCUUCAAGACUCCUCGCGCAUCCCGGUGAACAAGCUGGAGAAUGCGGAGACGUGGUACGUCGUUGAUCUGAUGAUCCAGACCUUCACAGUUCCCGGAGCUGUGACGGUGACCAAUCAGGUUUUGAAAAAGAUCAACAGGAAUGAUCUGCUGCUGAGAAAAGAUGAAAUCACUUUGCAACCAAAGUCAGCAUCCAUUUUAAAUUACCAACAAAAGCUUCAAUCAAACCUUCAGAACAAGUUUUUUCUUGCCUCAGAAUGGUUCAAGAACGAUCAGCCCCGUCUAGAUGAUAUCUACACAAAUCUGUACAUCACAUCAGGGUGCGACGGACACAUCAACCUGGAGCAUGAAGUCAUCGAGCUUGAGAUGAAACCAGCAGGAAGAGAGAACCCCAUUAAACGUUGUGACAUGUUCAAACACCCCUCUGGAAGAUACAAACCCAUAAGAACAGUUAUGACAAUUGGAAUUGCGGGAAUUGGAAAAACCUUUCUAGUGAGAAAGUUUGUGUUGGACUGGGCUGAAGGAAGAGCCAAUCAAGAUGUGCAUCUCAUUUUCCCUCUCAACUUCCACCAGCUGAAUUCAUCAAAGGGCCGAAGUUUCUGUUUGGCAGAGCUCAUUAAUGAAUUCGUCUCAGAGUCCAGAGACAUCCGGAAAGAGGUUCUCAACAACAUCUUCACAAGUCUGCAGUCAUCAGGAAACGACAACUAUGACAAGAGUGAAUUCAAACUUCUGUUUGUCUUGGAUGGACUGGACGAGAGCCGUCUUUGUCUGGACUUCUCUACCAGUGGAGAUCAGGCAUUUAACUUUGAUGUGACAGCGUCAGCCUCAGUGGACGUGCUGCUGACGAACCUCAUCAACAAGAAACUGCUUCCCUCUGCUCGCCUCUGGAUAACCACGCGACCUGCCACGGCCAGUAAAAUCCCUCGAGAGUUCAUCACCAUCAUGACAGAGGUCAGAGGGUUCACCGACCCACAGAAGGAGGAGUUCUUCAGGAAGAGGUUCAGAGACGAUGACCAGUCCAGCAGAAUCAUUUCCCACAUCAAGACAUCGCGAAGCCUCCACAUCAUGUGUCACAUCCCAGUCUUCUGCUGGAUCACUUCUGCAGUUCUGGGGGAGGUGAUGGACACCAAAGAGGGAGGAGAGCUGCCCAAGACACUGACUGAGAUGUACACAGAAUUCCUGGUGUUUCAGAUUCGUCAUACAAACAAGAAGUACAACCAAAAACAAUGCAUUAAGUGUAUUAAGUCAUUAGCAAAACUGGCUUUCCACCAACUGAAAAUUGGCAACCUGGUCUUUACCCAGGAAGAUCUCAAAGAGAGUGGCAUCGAUGUGAGUGCAGCCUCCGUGUGGUCUGGAGUGUUCACAAAGAUUUUCAAAGAGGAACGUGGGAGACGGAAUAAUGAAGUCAAGUCGUUCAGCUUUGUCCAUCUGACUGUUCAGGAGUUUCUUGCAGCUUUUUACGUAGAGAUGGCAGCCACUUCCAAACACAAGAAUGUAAUGUGUGAGCCAGAUCAAACUUGUGGGGAACAAGUGAAAAUGUUUUUCAGUAAAACAUCAAUGUCUGAGGUCUACAAGUUUGCUAUUGACAAGGCCUUGACGAGUCUAAAUGGACACCUCGACCUGUUCCUUCGAUUCCUCCUGGGUCUUUCUCUGCAGACCAAUCAGAAUCUCCUACGAGGUCUGAUGACACAUACAGGAAGAAGCUCAAAGUGCAAUCAGGAAACGGUCGAGUACAUCAAGAAGAAGAUCAGCGAGAAUCCAUCUCCAGAGAGAAGCAUUAAUCUGUUCCACUGCCUGAAUGAACUGAACGAUCGUUCUCUAGUGGAGGACAUCCAACAGUACCUGAGCUCAGAAGGUCUCUCCACGGAUAAACUGUCUCCUGCUCAGUGGUCAGCUCUGGUCUUCAUCUUGCUGUCAUCACAGGAUGAUCUGGCUGUGUUUGACCUGAAGAAAUAUUCUGCUUCAGAGGAGGCUCUCCUGAGGCUGCUGCCAGUGGUCAAAGCCUCCAACAAAGCUCUGCUGGGCAGCUGUAUUCUGUCAGAGAGAAGCUGUGAAGCUCUGUCCUCACUUCUCAGCUCCAGGUCCUCUAGUCUGAGAGAACUGGACCUGAGUAACAACGACCUGCAGGAUUCAGGAGUGAAGCUGCUCUCUGCUGGACUGUGUAGUACAAACUGCAAACUGGAGACUCUCAGGUUGAAUCAAACCAAGCUCACAAAGACUGGCUGUCAGGUGCUCUCAUCAGUUCUCACCUCCCAGUCCUCCCAUCUAAGGGAGUUGGACCUGAGUAACAACGACCUUCUGGAUUCAGGAGUGAAGCUACUCUUUGCUGGACUGGAGAGUUCUCACUGUGCACUGGAGACUCUCAGACUGAGUGGCUGUAAUCUAUCUGAGAGAAGCUGUGAAACUCUGUCUUCAAUUUUAAGCUCCCAGUCUUUUACUUUGAAAGAGUUAGAUCUUAGUCAGAACAGCCUGCAGGAUUCAGGAGCCACAUUGCUCUCUGCUGGACUUGUGAAUCGACCCUGUAAACUGGAGACUCUCAGGUUGAGUCAAACCAGGCUUACAAAGAUAUGCUGUCAGGGGUUAUCAUUAGCUGUCAGCUUCCAGUUCUCCAGUUUGAGAGAGUUGGACCUGAGCAACAACGACCUGGAGGAUUCGGGAGUGAAGCUGCUCUCUGCUGGACUGGAGAGUCCACACUGUAAACUGGAGACUCUCGGGCUUUCAGGGUGUCUGGUCACAGAGGAAGGCUGUAUCUCUCUGGCCUCAGCUAUAAGAUCCAACCCCUUCCACCUGAGAGAGCUGGACCUGAGCUACAACCACCCAGGAGUCUCAGGAGUGGAGCUGCUGUCUGCUGGACUGCAGGAUAAAGCCUGGAAACUAGAAACGCUGAGGGUGGAACAUGGUGGAGAGCAUAGGCUGAAACCUGGCCUGAGGAAAUAUGCCUGUGAACUCACAGUGAACACAAACACAAUGAACAAACACCUCAAACUGUCUGACAACAACAGGAAGGUGACAGUGGAGAAAAGGAAGCAGCUCUAUACCUAUCACCCAGAGAGGUUUGACUACUGGUACCAGGUGUUGUGUACCAAUGGUCUGACUGGUCGCUGCUACUGGGAGGUUGAGUGGAGAGGAACCGUUGAGGUCUCGGUCACUUACAGAGGAAUCAAGAGGAAAGGAAAAAGUGCCGACUGCUCGCUUGAAGGGAACAAUCGUUCCUGGUGUCUAACCUGCUCCACAGUCGACGGUUAUUCGGUUAGUCACAACGACAGGAGCAGCCGCCUGUCGCCCCCCGCCUCCUCCGGCAGAGUAGGAGUGUACGUGGACUGGCCUGCUGGCACGCUCUCCUUCUACAGAGUCUCCUCCGACACACCGGUCCACCUCUACACCUUCAACAUCACAUUCAGCGAACCGCUGUAUCCCGCGUUCGGGUUCGGGUUGUUCGGUUCCUCCGUGUCUUUUUGUUCACUGUCAAAGGGAGAAUCUCCUCCAGUGUAGGGAGACACACACACUGCUGUGCACACACAAACACACACACACACACACUGCUGUGCACACUCAAACACACACAGACAGACAAACUCAGUCAUUUUAACUUAAGUGUUUAUGGUUGUGUCUAAAGAUUUAGAUACGAUCUGACUUUAUUCAUCCCCAAAUGGGAAAUUCAGAGAUUGCACAGACACAAUAAGAAAAGUAUAGAAAUAUAAACUUUUAAAGAAUCUAGAAUCUAAAUUACAAUGCAAUCACAACAAGAGAGCUAAAUAUUGGUACAAUACCCUCUCAAGCUAAAUUUUCAUUUUAAACCGCAAAGCAAAUUUAAAAGGGACAUUAUUUUACAAAAUCUCGACUUUCUCUUUGUUUUCUGAAAAUGUGAUUUAUUGAUUGC